Halichondria panicea is the source of this 1041-nucleotide messenger RNA. Its product is annotated as myosin regulatory light polypeptide 9-like. The transcript has 6 exons. The coding region runs from base 16 to 726 and encodes 236 amino acids. Gene Ontology annotation, molecular function: myosin heavy chain binding; calcium ion binding. Gene Ontology annotation, cellular component: cytoplasm; myosin II complex. The record is from RefSeq and is a predicted model, not a curated record. NCBI's taxonomy places the organism in Eukaryota, Metazoa, Porifera, Demospongiae, Suberitida, Halichondriidae.
CACUUAACCCCACCCAUGUACUUAGUGGCCCACAACAAUUUUUGUGUGAGGUCAUUAAUAAUUCCUUUGCGGUUGCUAUUCUACUAUCAAGUAUUAAAGAAGCGAGAUCAAGAAGGCCAGUCACGUCAAUCGUCUAGCUAUAGCGUCAAGCAGCUACACAAUUGUACCAGUACAUUUCUACUUUAUAUCCUGAUCUGUAAAAAGAACAAAAUGAGUCGGGCACGAGCAGCUGGCAAGAAGCACCCCAAGAAGCGUGGGCAAAGAGCUACGUCAAACAUCUUUGCGAUGUUCGAUCAGGCUCAAAUUCAAGAAUUUAAAGAGGCAUUCAACAUGAUCGAUCAGAACAGAGAUGGUUUUAUUGACCACGAGGAUUUAAAAGAUAUGCUUGCUUCUCUUGGUCAGGAACCUGGCGAUUCGGUUAUAGAUGGCAUGAUGAAAGAAGCACCUGGACCUCUAAACUUCACCAUGUUCUUGACUCUGUUUGGAGAAAAACUUACCGGUACUGAUCCAGAAGAUGUGAUUCGAAAUGCUUUCGCUUGCUUUGACGAGGAGGGUUCUGGAAAAAUCAGUGAGGAUCAUCUUAGAGAACUCCUAACCACUAUGGGAGACAGAUUCACUGAUGCUGAGGUUGAUCAGAUGCUUCGCGGUGCCCCAGUAGACAGUGCUGGAAACUUCGACUACAAUGCAUUCACUCGAAUUCUCAAGCAUGGCACCAAGGAUGAAUAGACACUGUCAGUAUCAAACCCUCUAUUUUAUAUUACCUGUUGAUUCUAUAUAUCGGACACAGCAGUAGCAUUUUAGCAUUUAGUACAAGAUUCUGGAAUAGGAUGUUUUGAAACUGUCAUUCUUAACACAUGUAGCCAAUCAUGUUACAUGUAAGUAGUUAGUUGUUGUAACUUUUAAUUACAUAGCUGUUUCAUGGCAUAGACCAAUAGUUUUGGCCAUGUCGAUCUCAUAACUAAAGUAUAUUGUACAUACAUUCAUAGAGUAUAUCACAACCUGACCAUGGAUACAAGAAUAAUUAUGUUUACAAUCUUGUAA